UGGUUGGUCAGUGAGAAGCGCACACGGCGCAGCGCACUCCUGGAGCACUGAACAUAGUCACAGUGGAGCACAUUCCAGGAGCACUAGACGAAGACACGGCGCAGUGCGCUCCUGGCGCACUGAACGAAGACGCAGUGCAGUGCACUUGUGGAGCACUAGAUGAAGUCACAGUGCAGCGCACUCCUGAAACCAUAGACAAAGUCGCAGCGGAGCACAUUUCUGGAGCACUAGACGAAGACACAGCGCAGCGCGCUCCUGGAGCACUAGACGAAGUCGCACCGCACUGCACUGCUGGAGCACUAGACGAAGUCGCACCGCACUGCACUCCUGGAGCACUAGACGAAGUCGCACCGCACUGCACUCCUGGAGCACUAGACGAAGUCGCAGCGAGGCGCGACUCCUGGAGCCUUACAAGUCGAGGAUUUGAUUCAGAUUAUUCCAGAGGUGUUAGUAAUCCAGUUUAACCCAUCAAAGCCACUGUCUUUAGUCUGGCUUAUUUCCAUUGUACUCCUUAUUAUCAAGACACUGAAGAUUCUUCGGGUUAACCCAAGAUAAGCCAAGACAAGCCAAGUUAGCCAAGACAAGCCAAGCCAAUCAUUGUACCCUCGUUACGUGUUGAGUGAGAAGCAAUUGAUCAGUCUGAUGUUCUUCAGUUGUUUACAUAUAUAUUUUUAAUUACCCCAAGAUUUUCAUAAAAAAAACAGAAAAAUUAAUCGUCCCACCGGUGAGACAGCUGUGAGACAGCUGUGAGACAGCUGUGAGACAGCUGUGAGACAGCUGUGAGUCAGAGCUGUGAGACAGAGAGCUGUGAGACAGAGAGCUGUGAGACAGAGAGCUGUGAGACAGCUGUGAGACAGAGCUGUGAGACAGAGAGCUGUGAGACAGAGAGCUGUGAGACAGCUGUGAGACAGACAGCUGUGAGACAGCUGUGAGGAAUGAUCAUAGCAGCAGGUGGAACAGCGGCUGUACCGACGCUGACAGUGCUUCAAUAGUGGAACAUUGUAUACAUGGGAACCCACCACUACUAGCCAACUACUAGCCCACCACUACUAGCAUACUACUAGCCAGCCACUACUAGCAUACUACUAGCCCACCACCACUAGCAUACUACUAGCCCGCCACUACUAGCAUACUACUAGCCCACCACUACUAGCAUACUACUAGCCCGCCACUACUAGCAAACUACUAGCCCACUACUACUAGCAAACUACUACUAGCCCACCACUACUAGCCCACUACUAGCAAACUACUACUAGCAAACUACUAGCCCACCACUACUAGCCCACUACUACUAGCAAACUACUACUAGCCCACCACUACUAGCCCACUACUAGCAAACUACUACUAGCCCACCACUACUAGCCCACUACUACUAGCAAACUACUACUAGUCCACCACCACUAGCAAACUGCUACCAGCCCAUUACUACUAGCAAACUACUAGUAAACCACCACUACUAGCAAACUACUACUAGCCCAGCACAACCCACCCACGCCCGGACCAACCAUGACUCCAUACGGGAUUUGUCAUCUGCUAAUGUUGAUGGUGGUGAUCGUGCCAGCGCUUCCUCAACUGGCCAUUCCACGCGAUGCUGGUGGCCAUGGUGGCGGCCAUGGUGGUGGCCAUGGUGGAGGCUAUGGUGGUGGCCAUGGUGGCGGCCAUGGUGGAGGCUAUGGUGGUGGUGGAGGAUAUCAUCCUUCUCCAUGCCAUCCUCAGACCAUUACGAAGUAUAACACCGUAUACAAGGACCGUAAAGCAGAUGUGGUGAAUAAUAUGGAGGUACGUAAGCCAAAGCCACAUAUUAAGAAGAUCGUUGAAACCCGGUACACCACACUGAGAUACCCUGUGUUUAUUACCCAGGUGAUCAAGCCAUUACUAACCCAAGUGGAGACCAAGGUACAGCCGGUGUUCCUCACCAAGACCAUUGAUCGCUACACCACCGUUAAAUUUACCGUCACUGGCAUCGGCCAGGUCACCAUCACCACCGUCAGAUUUGAGAAGGAGUACAUUACUCGCUGCAUGAAAAAGGGCUAUGGACAUCAUCGCGAGAAUUCUGAUGGCCCCGAAGUCCGUGAAAGUGGAGAUGCUGAAGUCACCUCUGUCCCCACCCACGCCACUCAGAUACCAACGCCGCCAGCUGGCGUUCCCUGGGGUUCACCCGUAGAACCUCCUGGCAAGGAAAUCACGCCUUCGGCAGCAUAUAAUGCGCAAGAAACAAGACUUCAUCGUCCGAACUCUCCUCUGGACACUAAUGGCAGGUUUGGUCCGCCAUACCGGAAAGUGAGAACACAGAGACCAUUAUCACCGCGACCUGUGGGUCCACCUGGGACAUUUGGGAGGUUCGGUGCUGUGGUUCAAUAUGAUAGAACCCUCGCAGGAUCUAAACGCGAUUUUUCGGAAGAAGCGGUCCUGUCUCACCCGCCGCUACGCCGACCUCCAGUGGCCGUCAUUGGCUGACUGAACCACUGUACUCAUCAAGUUGUACUCACCUAGUUGUACUCACCUAAUUGUACUCACCUAGUUGUACUCACCUAGUUGUACUCACCUAGUUGUACUCACCUAGUUGUACUCACUAAGUUGUACUCACUUGUAGUCACCUAGCUGUGUUUGCGGGGUGAAGAUAGCUCCUGGCCCCGCCUCCUAGACUAUUUUCAUUGGCAUCCCCUUUUAGGUCUUACCAUAUCUAUUCUUGAAGCUGUGUAUUGAGUUUGCCUCCAGCACUGCCUCAUCCAAGUCAUUCCAGUUUUCGACCAUCCUGAGACUAAAGAAAUACUUCCUAACAUCACUAUGACUGAUCUGUGUGUUCAGUUUCCACCUGUGUCACCUAGUUCCUGGUCCUCUUAAUUAAAGAGACCGAACUGCCCUAUAAAUUUCUCUAAAUAUUUUGUAUGUCGUAAUCAUGUCUCCUCAUGUCCUUCUCUCCUCUGAGGUGGUCAGGGUCAGUUCCUUCAACUUCUCCUAGUAGUACAUCCCUCUCAGUUCCGGUACUAGUCUGGUUGCUAACCUUUGGAUCUAGUUUCUUCAGGUGCUUGACCAGGUGUGGGCUCCAUGCUGGGGCUGUGUACUCAGUGACUGGCUUAACGGAUGUCGUGUAUAAGGAUUCUUUAUUCGAGUUCCUGAACGUUAUCCUGAAGUUU
Messenger RNA from Cherax quadricarinatus, 3137 nucleotides. RefSeq lists its product as uncharacterized. NCBI's taxonomy places the organism in Eukaryota, Metazoa, Arthropoda, Malacostraca, Decapoda, Parastacidae. The record is from RefSeq and is a predicted model, not a curated record.